Messenger RNA from Branchiostoma floridae (Florida lancelet), 4165 nucleotides. Its product is annotated as septin-11-like. Gene Ontology annotation, molecular function: GTPase activity; molecular adaptor activity; GTP binding. Lineage: Eukaryota; Metazoa; Chordata; Leptocardii; Amphioxiformes; Branchiostomatidae. The record is from RefSeq and is a predicted model, not a curated record. Gene Ontology annotation, biological process: cytoskeleton-dependent cytokinesis. Gene Ontology annotation, cellular component: microtubule cytoskeleton; septin complex; septin ring. Bases 34 to 1584 code for a protein of 516 amino acids. The transcript has 15 exons.
CUUGGAACAACCGCCAUUUUGCAGUGACUGUUGAUGAAGGGGAAACUGGAAGAACCGGUGAUUUCGGCCCCAAAACUCGACAUGAAAAUGGCUGCAGAAGUCGAGCGGACACUGAGCCCAGGUGCAGAUGGUGGUCGUCAGUUUGAUAUGGACGACUUUGACAUUUUGGAUGCUGAGCAGGGGGCCGAUGCUCGCUCACUGGAGCUGAAGGGUCACGUGGGGUUUGACAGUUUACCUGACCAGCUGGUGAACAAGUCCGUGUCUGGGGGCUUCUGUUUCAACAUACUGUGUGUGGGUGAAACAGGAGUUGGGAAGUCCACAUUGAUGGACACUUUGUUCAACACCCAGUUUGAAGAUGAGCCAGCUGCCCAUGAUGUACCAGGGGUGCACCUCAAGUCUAAAACUUAUGAGAUUCAAGAAAGCAACGUGAGACUGAAACUGAACAUUGUGUACACUGUCGGCUUUGGAGACCAGAUCAACAAGGAAGACAGUUACAAGCCCAUAGUAGAGUACAUAGACCAACAGUUUGAGAACUACCUCCAGGAGGAGUUGAAGAUCAAGCGAGGACUGCACAUGUACCACGACACACGUGUACACGCCUGUCUCUACUUCAUCACACCCACUGGGCACUCAUUAAAAUCCUUGGACUUGGUAACAAUGAAGAAACUUGACUCAAAGGUGAACAUCAUCCCCAUCAUAGCAAAGGCAGACACGAUAUCCAAGAAUGAGCUGCACAAGUUCAAGAUCAAGAUCAUGAGUGAGUUAGUGAGCAAUGGAGUCCAGAUCUACCAGUUCCCUACAGAUGACGAGACAGUGGCUGAACUCAACGCUACCAUGAAUGGCCACUUGCCAUUCGCAGUUGUUGGGAGUACAGAUGAAGUGAAGGUGGGAAACAAGAUGGUGAGAGCCAGGGUGUACCCAUGGGGUACUGUACAAGUGGAGAAUGAGAAUCACUGUGACUUUGUGAAGUUGCGAGAGAUGUUGGUGCGAACCAACAUGGAGGACCUGCGAGAGACGACGCACACGCGCCACUACGAGCUGUUCCGCCGAUGUCGUCUGGAAGAGAUGGGAUUCGUGGACGACGACUCGGAUAACAAGCCAUUCAGCCUACAUGAGACAUACGAGGCCAAGCGUGUGGAGCACCUGAAUGAGCUUCAGAGGAAGGAGGAGGAGAUGAGACAGAUGUUCGUGGUCAGGGUCAAGGAGAAGGAGGGAGAGCUGAAGGAGGCUGAGAAAGAACUCCACGCCAAGUUCGACCAGCUGAAGCGGCAACACUCUGACGAGAAGAAGAAACUGGAGGAGAAAAAGAAGAUGCUUGAGGAAGAGAUCAACCUGUUCAACAAGAAGAAACAGGCGGCCAUGGCAGCGCAGCAGCAAGCCCAGCAGGCUGCCGCCUCUGCCACACAGACCAUCCCCAAGGCACACAAGAAAAAAUCUCGGCCGCCGUCUCGUGUCUGGCGGCUGGUUGGCUGCUGGGCGUUCCCCCCGACCGACAGUCAUCCGGGAACGCCGGACUGGCGACAUCCGGCCUCUUCAGACGUCCACAGAAGAAACGUGCUCCAGAAUCUAUUUCCGUCGUACUAGAGUAGGUAGAGUGUACACUGGGGGACAUUUUCCUUUACAAAUCAUUGAAAGCCAUAUUGUGAUUUCAUGUAUGCUGCACUUUGAACUGCUGACGCUCCUUAAUUUUAGAACCUUUUGUAGAAGCUAUCACCUGCGAGUAAGCAUAUUGUGUAUAUUCCAAAGUGUGUUCAAAGCUGUGGCAGCUACAUUUCCCUUCAACUCCAAAAUAAGAAGCUUUGUCAAAAGAUGGCAAAACAUUUUUAUAUCUGUAUGUAUUUAUAUGGAAAUAUAAUAUCCAAUUAUUGCUUCAGGAAGCCUUUGUUAAAAUUUGUUGACUUUUUUCCUUUUUAUCAAUUUUCGUCUGUCUGAUUGUUGCUACUUGUACAAAAUGGCCCCUUCUGUACACUGGUUGCUACUAAAAACCAAGACCAUGGCUUUUAUAACCAUAAUCACAUAGCAUAAUAUUGAUAAGACACUUUGAGGAGGUUAUAUAAUUGGUUAUGGCAUCUUUGCACUGUGCAAUAUUUAAACUGAAUGAGGUAGUGUAUUAACCUGAUACAAACAGUACUUUUUAUGUAUAUGUAAUGAUAAAUGGUGUUAAUUUUUUAAUGCAAAAGCGUAGACUUGUGGGCAGCAUCUUAGCAUAAAACUUACGUCUUUGGCUUCGCCUUGUAGAUAGCUUUGACCAGAAUUCUCAAGCAAAAUACUAGUAGAUGAUAAACAACACUUACAUAAAACUGCUGUAACAAAAAAUAUGCACAUGUUUGACACAUGUAUGUACUGACGAUAGAUGGGUAUUCAAUGUUCAAAAUGUUCCUUUGCCUUUAAUUUUCGGGCACUGGUAAGAAUGGCACCAACAAAACUGUUGUUUUCUUAUAGUGCGGAUAGAAAAACUAUGACAUUAGGAAGUUUUGUUUCUAUGGCCGCUACAAAUGUAGUCCUGACACUUUGACUAGACUGAUCAAGUCUUCCACAAUUACGGUCUUAAGACGCACUGUUUCAUUUGAUCAACUUUUUCUCUGUCUUUAUCUUCACAUAAAUCAAUCCAAGAAUCCGACAAAUGAAUGAAAUUCAUACAAUUCUUUUCAGCAAAGCAUCUUUAUGCACUCUCCCAAUGAGGGAAGGUAUUGAAGAUUUUCUUUAUUUCCUUACCAUACCCUAACAAUGUACAAUGUAAGCUGUACCUUUACCCUUACAUUUCUUAACACCAUUUGUUCAAGACUCGAAAUGACUCAAGAGAUCUUAGAGGGAGACCAUUAUGUGAAACAAGUGGUGAUAUUUGCCAGUGUAGCAUAGGUGAAAACUGCCUACAAUUUGGCAAAUGUAUUGAAUUCCCAUUCUAUCUACCAUGUGAAGUACAAUGUAUGACACACACAUCAGCAAAGGUAUCUUUGUGGAAAGCUUUCGAGACAGAUAAUUGCAAACAACAUACACAGACGUAUGGAAAAUAGGGUACAAGCCAUCAUAGCAAUGUGAGAAAAGCGAUCAAUAAGCCAUCACAGUCAGUACAAAAUGUAUGUGGUAAAACAUUUCUACAAAUAUUCGCUUUUAGAUAAAAGAAACAGAUAAUCUUGCAUAUACCGUGAAUAGCUUUUGUACUUGUAAAAUAAUAUUGAAAGGUGGAGGGGAGUGUAAAUUGGAACAGGUACAGUAGAGUUAGACCUGCUUUUAGUACCACAAGCUUUGACAUUGUGGAAGACCUGGAAGUUGAUAUGGGGGGUUUAGGAGUCAAAACUCGCUGCUGAUAUGAAAAACGUGCCGUAUUGUGGGAAAAUGAAUAAACGGUCCAGUCAUACUGGAUGCUGUACAUGUGAAGGAUAGUGUAAUUGUUGCCACAUCAACUUUAAACCCAUCUGAAAUGAUAAAGAGAGAAGACUUUGAUUUGAAAACCUGUGUCACUCAACUUUUGCAGAUGACACAGGGCAGACAAAGGCAACGUCUAGAUUCUUGCUAUUCCACAUAAGGAAUGACCCUUACAAAGUAUAUGGGACGAUAGUUUUUGAGUAAUACUUGUUGAUGAAACCUGGAGAACUUUGAUUUUUGUAGCAGUUCAAUUUGAUUCUCAGUUAUCAACAACUAGAAAUUACAAGAAAUGUAGCUUUUGAGUUGAUUAGUGAGACAGAUUCGAUGCAACAACCAGUGUAUCUUUGCUGCAUCCUUCUGGACAAGAUCAAAUCAUUGAUUGCUAAAGGAAGUGACAUCAUCAUCGCCAUGACAACGAGCAUGAUGUCACAUCCUGCCAUAUCCAAAGCUUUGUACUUGGUCUACCUGAACAAUGAGAUGUUGAACAUACUGGCAGAAAGCUACCCAGCACGUAGUAGGGUUGGAAUUAUGCAUUUUACCGGGGACUUUUGUAUCGCUUCAUGCAAUAAAUCAUGUCUUUCAAGUUUGACCGUGAACUUGUAAGGGAUUUACUUGGUGCUAUAUAUUUCUGCCAGGCUAGUGGGGUUAGGUAUGCUUUAUUAACAGUUGUACUGUAAGAAAAAAACAUUUCAUGAUCGUACAAUGAUAUACUAGUAGUACUAUAGCUACACACAAUUAUAAAACAUGUAUUGCAUUUCUACUAUGAGAAAUAAACUGAAAAGAUCCACAGUUUUUCUCU